CCUUGUUUUACUGAUUUGAGUCCCCCUCUCUGUUUAGAGAGAGAGAGAGAGAACGAGCAAGAGAGAUUUUCUAGAUAUGUCUUUGGGUGUGAAAUUAAGUGGUUCUUCUUCUAUUUUGUAGAAUGAACAGAAGCCUAAACCUCUUCUUCUCAGAAGAAGAUGGCUCAACAACAACAACAACAACAACAACAACAGCACCAACAACAAUCCAACCCCCUAUCCCUCCUCGAUGCUCUCUAUUGCGAAGAGAACGGUUGGGAGGAAGAAGAAGAAAGAGCUACAGCAGACGAAGAAAAGGGCGAAAACAGUGAAAACAAUACAGCGAAUCCAUCUCUUUUCCCUCUAUUCUUAUUGGAACAAGACCUGUUUUGGGAAGACGAGGAGCUCCUCUCUCUUUUUACCAAAGAACAGCAGAAUCACCACUUCAUCAGAAACCUCGACAUUGGCGACCCUUCUGUCGGGUCGGCUCGUCGGGAGGCCGUGAACUGGAUUCUCAGGGUCAAUUCCCAUUACGCCUUCUCUGCUCUCACCGGUGUUCUUGCAGUUAACUAUCUCGAUAGGUUCUUCUAUAGCUUCCAUUUCCAGAGAGACAAACCAUGGAUGACCCAACUCGCCGCUGUGGCUUGUCUUUCUCUGGCUGCCAAGGUGGAAGAGACCCAAGUUCCCCUUCUCUUAGACCUGCAAGUGGAGGACACCAAGUAUGUGUUCGAGGCGAAAACUAUUCAGAGAAUGGAACUCUUGGUGCUCUCCACCCUUCAGUGGAAGAUGAAUCCCGUGACCCCACUCUCGUUCAUCGAUCACAUAAUAAGAAGGCUGGGAUUGAAGAACCAUCUUCACUGGGUGUUUCUCAGGAGCUGCGAGCAACUCCUCCUCUCCGUCAUUGCCGACUCGAGGUUUGUUCGUUAUCUUCCUUCUGUUUUGGCUGCUGCUACAAUGCUGCAUGUUAUCGAGGAAGUUGAGCCCUGUAAUCCGAUCGAAUAUCAAAAGCAGCUCAUGGGAGUCCUGAAAAUCAGCAAGGACAUGGUGGAUGACUGCUAUGAACUCAUCCGGGAAUUGACAUCGGGCUGCCAAGGUCUCAACCACAGUCGAAAACGCAAGUAUCUGUCCGUACCGGGAAGUCCAAACGGCGUCAUUGAUGUGUCUUUCAGCUGCGACAGUUCCAACGAUUCAUGGGCGGUGGCAUCAUCAGUUUCGUCUUCGCCGGAGCCUCUGCUUAAGAAGAGCAGAGCCCAGGAGCAGCAGAUGGGUUUGCGUCCUUUCAGCCGAGUUAUCGUGGACGUGCUUAGCAGCCCUAGUUAGAACUCUUUACUCCCCAUUUUAUUACUAUCCAUCCAUCCUCUUCGGUUCUUAAUCCAAUCUUAAUCUACCCAUUUCAUCAGACCCAUGCUAUCGUACAUUCUCUUUCCAUGAAAUUAUGUUGUUUAAGUGCAAGUUAAAUUGCUUUCCAUCUCUGCAAUUCCAGCGUGUAAGCCCAGUAAACGUAUCAUAUGAGACGAGAAGAUUAAAUAGACAAUUGUCCCCAUCGUCUCCUGGAGAGAGGGAGAGAUAAGACGAGGUGGGGGAGGAAGAUUGAAAAGCAGAGAUGGCUGGCAUUUUGCUCGGAAAAUGAACCAUGGCUGCAUCAAUGAAAGACUAGUUGCUUAUAAAUUAUCUCUACUAGUCUCAGAGAAUUUUCAAGUAAUGUGUUCAUGAACAUAUAUUAUUACUUAGUAUAAAAAUAUAAGUUGCAGACUUGCAUA
Molecule: messenger RNA, 1739 nt
Organism: Nelumbo nucifera (sacred lotus)
Lineage: Eukaryota; Viridiplantae; Streptophyta; Magnoliopsida; Proteales; Nelumbonaceae
Product: cyclin-D3-2-like
Source: RefSeq, a predicted model, not a curated record